AGUAGGAAAGAAAGAGCACACCGUUCCCUUUUCCACAGCUUUUAAUCUUAAAAACAAUGUAAUCCUCAGUCGCUGGGGGCAGAGCCCGCUGUGGCGGGACCUCCCUCGCAAAACUGCCGGGAUCCUCUCAUUUCCACCCUGAGCAAAGCAGGCGCCUUCUCGAAAGGAGUGAAAGCCUCCCAGCUCGUCCGGCGGCACAGGAAUAGCCAUGUCCACGGGGAAGAUCUGCUGCCUGGUGCUGCUGACCCUGGGGGUGCUGGCGGUGGCCGUGACACUCGUGGUCAUCCUGACCCAGCCCCGCUGCGGUCCCCAGCGCUACCUGCACGGUGCCGUGGCCGCCGACACCGAGACCUGCUCUGACAUCGGCCGGGACAUCCUGAAAAGUGGAGGCACAGCUGUGGAUGCUGCCAUUGCUGGCUUGAUCUGCACCUCGGUGAUGAAUCCUCAGAGUUCGGGCCUGGGUGGUGGGGUCGUAUUUACCAUCUAUAAUGCCAGCACAGGAACAGUCGAGGUGAUCAACGCCCGCGAGACAGUCCCACAAGUGUUUCCUCACAAUUUACUGUCUGCCUGUGGCUCUGGUUUCCCCAUUGGUCCCCCCUGGAUUGCUGUGCCAGGAGAACUCCGUGGGUAUGAGGAAGCCCACAAACGACAUGGUCGCUUACCAUGGAAAGACCUGUUUGAACCAACCAUCAAGCUCCUUUCAGAGCCACUUGUCAUUUCCCCCGUUGUGGACAAAAUAAUCAAUCACCCAAUCUUCUCCAUUCCAGGAAAAAGCCUGUGCCCACUGCUAUGUGAUGGUCAAAGGUUUCUGAAGCGUGGAGAGACCUUCAGGUGGCCGGCGCUGCUGCGAACACUGCGAGCUGUAGCAGAACAUGGAGCUGCAGCAUUUUAUGAGGGACAGAUAGGAAAGGCACUGGUGGAGGAUGUCAGGAAGGCUGGGUCCAGUCUCUCACUGAAGGACCUUCAGACAUACCGAGCAGAGGUGUCCUCAGCUCUGAACAUCACCCUCAACAACCACACCACGGUGUUUGCUCCGGGACCGCCCAUGGGAGGUGCAGUGCUCAUGUUCAUCCUCAAGGUAUUGGAAGACUACAAACUCCAUGAAGCAUCACUGGCAACACCUGAGAAGAAGGUAGAAACCUACCAUCACAUUGCAGAGGCCCUGAAGUUUGGCAACAUGCUAAGACCCCACAUGAGUGACCCAGCCUUCUCUAGAGCUCAGGUGACUGUGGGGACCAUGCUGUCUGACAGGAUCGUUGAGCUUGCCAGGCACCGAAUAGACGCUCGUGGUGACCACCCGCUCAGUCAUUACAGCUUGCUGGAGUCCAUCUACAACGGUGAAUACAGAAGCAUGGGCACAAGCCACAUCUCUGUGCUCGCUGCAGAUGGCAGUGCCGUGUCUGCCACCAGCACCAUCAACUACCCGUUUGGCUCCUUUGUGUAUUCUAACCAAACCGGGAUCAUUUUAAAUAAUGAACUUGCUGAUUUCUGCAUGGCAAACAGAAGCAUUAACCCAGGAGAGAAGCCUCCCUCAGCAAUGGUGCCUUCCAUCCUCAUCUCCAAGACAGGAGACAUGCUGGUGAUUGGGGGAGCAGGUGGGGCCUGGAUUGUCAGUGCUACUACCAUGGCAAUCAUAAACAAGCUGUGGUUUGGCUACGACUUGGAACGCGCCAUUUCAGCUCCCGUCAUGCACACUGAGGGUGACAGUGUCCUCUUCGAGGAGCGUUUCAGUGAGGAAGUUAGGAGUGGCCUGCUGGGAAGAGGACAUAAAGAAAAGAAAGAUAAAUUUGUAAUGAAUGUUGUGCAGGGAAUUUCCAAGGAAGGAAAAUGCAUCUCUGCUUACUCUGAUAAAAGGAAGCUGGGGAAGUCGGCUGGAUAUUAGCAUGGAAUGCCAUCACAACUCACAAAGCCAUAGGAGAUAACCAGAUCCAGAACAUGCUUCCCUUGGACAUGCCCAUAAUUGCCUGUUCCACCAGGGUGCCUCCUGGAGCAUGGGCAAAACCUGUGACUACAGCUAAUUCCAGCAGACUGCAGGUACCCUCAGGCAACGUAAGGAGAGGUCAGCCAGCCUUGUUUAGAGCUACACCUUCCAUUACUUGUGUGAUAUACUGAAAAACAUAUUUCUUGAGCACAUCAGCUACUCAGAAUGAGAGAAUAAAAAGUGGGAAAGGAAAAUUGGUCCAAACCCCACUGGGAACACUGUGAAAUGACCCAGCUGUAUCUUCUGUUCCUGCUGGAGUCUCAGUUAACAGUAGAAUUGGUUUCUUUCAGGCUGUUGCACAAGAAGCUUAUUACUACUGGGGCUCAGCAAUGUGAAAUACAUAACUAUUUUGGCUAUGAAGACUACAAGGAGUGUCUGUAGGGUCAGGAUUUUAAAAUCUGAAGCAUCCAGGCUUAGAGGGUGGGUUUGGAAAGAGAAGAGAGCAAAAUUCCACACUCCCCCUCUCCGUUUUCCCAUGUAAAGAAGCCCUAUUUUCCCGAAGGUGGCAGAUGAUAUCACACCACAGCACAAGUGCUGCCCUGCUCUACUGCUCUCUGCCCUAGGGGUGCAAAGGACCCCACAAGCUCAGAGUAACUGUGCCAACACUUAGUCCAGCCCUGCAACUUGGUGAUUUUGAGAAUAGCCUCCCAUGGGGCGAUGUGAAUUCCCUGCUCCUGACACAGGGCUUCAGCUUAGCUCCCCAGGGGCACCUCUCCCUGUGGCGAGAGGAGUCCCACUCUGUGCCGGUUCUCCCUCCUCAACGCUGGUAGGUCAGUUGUUUGGGAGGGCAGGUGAGCACUGCAGUGGAAGCGCUGCUGGUUUUGGAAGCUUUAGAACUUUCUUCAAAAUGCAAAGGAAACCCAUGAUCAGGAGAUAACACUUGUAGCCAUGAGCUCAUCCCGGCCAGGCAAACACCAGGACUGCUGGGCAGUGACGCAGCACCAUCAGGCAUUAGCAGAAUUCUCUUCUCCCACAGCUUAUGCACAUGCUCCAAAUCCCUGUUUACCACAGUUAGUCUCUAAUGUUCCCUUCAGAUCACAAGGAGGAUGUUGUAGGACUCUAAGAACUAUCACAGAGAGAGAAAACUUCUGGAAAAGAAACCUGAACUCAUGCACCUGGACUCAAAAGGUCUUUUGCAUUUUAUCCAUAACAUUGCCCUGCUCAAAAUGGCCCAGAAGCACACAUUAAAAAAAAAAAAAAAAAAGACAA
Myiozetetes cayanensis is the source of this 3190-nucleotide messenger RNA. It is a transcript of the gene GGT5, whose product is annotated as gamma-glutamyltransferase 5. The transcript is spliced from 12 exons. Lineage: Eukaryota; Metazoa; Chordata; Aves; Passeriformes; Tyrannidae. Gene Ontology annotation, biological process: glutathione catabolic process; inflammatory response; leukotriene D4 biosynthetic process. The record is from RefSeq and is a predicted model, not a curated record. Gene Ontology annotation, molecular function: glutathione gamma-glutamate hydrolase; leukotriene-C(4) hydrolase activity. Gene Ontology annotation, cellular component: plasma membrane. Bases 209 to 1882 code for a protein of 557 amino acids.